CUUUCUCACCUCUCUGUUUCAACUCCCAGCAAAAACCAAAACAGAGCAGAAGUCAGAAAAACGACUCUUCAUUCGAACAAAUCUUUAUAAGAAAUCGAAUUCACAUCUUUUUCUAGAAACCCAGUGAGGUAACUCGAAUUAGCAUUAACCGGAGUUCUUUUUUGGUUUUCAUUUUCCGGCGAUUUUUUGCACUUCUGAGUUAUGAACAAUGAUGAGCUUAUUUUGGCGGAGAUGAGGCCAAAGAAGCGUGCGGGAAGGAGAGUGUUCAAGGAGACACGUCACCCAGUUUACAGAGGAAUAAGGCGGAGGAACGGCGACAAAUGGGUCUGCGAAGUCAGAGAGCCGACGCACCAACGCCGCAUUUGGCUCGGGACUUAUCCCACCGCGGAUAUGGCGGCGCGGGCUCACGACGUGGCGGUUUUAGCUCUGCGCGGGAGAUCUGCGUGUUUGAAUUUUGCAGACUCCGCUUGGCAGCUCCCGGUGCCGGAAUCCAAUGAUCCGGAUGUGAUAAGAAGAGUUGCGGCGGAAGCAGCGGAGAUGUUUAGGCCGGUAGAUUUAGGAAGUGGAAUUACGGUUUUGCCCUCUUUGGGAGAUGAUGUGGAUUUGGGUUUUGGUUCGGGUUCUGGCUCUGGUUCGGGAUCGGAGGAGAGGAAUUCUUCUUCGUAUGCAUUUGGGGACUACGAAGAAGUGUCCACGACGAUGAUGAGACUCGCGGAGGAGCCGUUAAUGUCGCCUCCGCGAUCGUAUACUGAAGACAUGACUCCUAGUAAUGUUUACACGGAAGAAGAGAUGUGUUAUGAAGAUAUAUCACUGUGGAGUUACAGUUAUUAAGUGGGACUCACUCACAUAUCUACUAUAUAUAUUAUAUAGUUUUUAAGUUAUUUAGGUCCUCUUGGCGAGUUAGAAGGUUCCUUGAUGGUAUAAUUUUGGAAUCUUUGUACCUAUAAAUUUAUAAACUUAUUGGGCUUUAUGAAUGUUAAUAUACAAUGGCUAUAGGCCCAAGUUGUAGACAUGCAAAUUUCCAAAAAGUGUAAUCUACUCGUAAUAGAAUUAAGGAGA
This is a messenger RNA of Arabidopsis lyrata subsp. lyrata, 1059 nucleotides long. Its product is annotated as dehydration-responsive element-binding protein 1F. The record is from RefSeq and is a predicted model, not a curated record. The transcript has a single exon. NCBI's taxonomy places the organism in Eukaryota, Viridiplantae, Streptophyta, Magnoliopsida, Brassicales, Brassicaceae. The coding region runs from base 202 to 831 and encodes 209 amino acids. Gene Ontology annotation, biological process: regulation of DNA-templated transcription. Gene Ontology annotation, molecular function: DNA binding; DNA-binding transcription factor activity.